Messenger RNA from Danaus plexippus (monarch butterfly), 1867 nucleotides. RefSeq names its product inactive pancreatic lipase-related protein 1-like. The record is from RefSeq and is a predicted model, not a curated record. Gene Ontology annotation, biological process: lipid metabolic process. NCBI's taxonomy places the organism in Eukaryota, Metazoa, Arthropoda, Insecta, Lepidoptera, Nymphalidae. The transcript has 8 exons. Bases 61 to 1107 code for a protein of 348 amino acids. Gene Ontology annotation, molecular function: lipase activity.
AAAUACACGUAACAUCCAACAUAUAAAGACGUUACCACAUAAAUCCUAACGUUCAUAACAAUGAAUGUGUUUUUUGUUAUUUUAACAAUCAUAAAAAUGUUUCAUUACGUGAACGGAAACACAUUGGACGAGCAAAGUUCGAGUUUAAAUCUUAAAUCAGGUAUUUUACCAGACAGGACUAAUAGGAUCGAAGAUAUUUAUUUACGUUUUUAUAAUGGAAAUACGCUGAAUGAAUACGUGGAUCUGCCGCUACACCAGGUCACCCGUUUGUUUGAAAUAAAAGGUUUUGACAAUGGUAACCCCACAGUACUUUACAUUCACGGCUUCAUAGAAACAGCUCAGCAAGAAAGCGUGCAGGUCAUGGUAAACUCGUAUUUAGAAGCACGACCAGACGUUAACGUGAUUCUAUUGGACUGGUCUAACAUGGCUCAUGGUUCAUAUUUACUUAAUGCUGCUAGAAAUACCAAAAAGGUUGGAGUAGCGGUAGCAGCACAAUUGAAUAGGUUAAUCGAAACAGGGCUGGUAUUAGAAAAAUUACAAAUCAUUGGACACUCUCUGGGCAGCCACGUUGCCGGUUACUUGUCGAGGGAACUCAAAAACAAAUAUAACAAAACCAUUAAAAGAUUGACAGCGUUGGAUCCGGCAUUCCCAGCAUUCUAUCCUGACGGCGUAGUUAUGGAACACGUCACAGACAAAGACGCGGAGUUCGUAGACGUUAUACACACGGACGCUGGAGGCUACGGCGCACCGGUCAGAACUGGAACAGCUGACUUCUGGCCAAAUGGCGGGAAAAGUGUACAACCGGGGUGCCCUCGAUUCGCACCAAUACCCCUGUCAGACGACAAUUUAUGCAGCCAUUGGAGGUCGUGGCAGUUCUACGCUGAAUCCAUAAGAAACCCGGAGGCCUUUGCAGCCUCGCCCGCUGAUUCCUACCAUAAAUUCAGAGAAAACCCUUCCCCUGAAGUUGGUAUGGUGUAUAUGGGAGCUAACUGUGAUACUAGUGCUCAAGGUUCUUAUUAUCUGACUACAAACGCUGAACCUCCGUUCGGAAAAGGUAUUGACGGAAUUUAUUCUAAGAAUAAAAAUUCAAAGGGUAAAAAAUUAUAAGUCGUAAUAAAACGCUAGUGUGGCUAUAACAAAUUUAAUAGACAACUUGAAAAGUCACAAUUAUUCCAAAUCAUAGAAAUAAAUACAGAAAAUAAAAUAUUAUGAGAUAUUGUUUAGCAAAACAAGAUUUAAAAAAUAAUAUUAUAAUUGUUAGUACCGAAUUGUUCUGUGAGGUUUAUUAUUGUAUAAAUUCAUAUAAAGAAUUAUAGUGAUAUUUAUAUUAAGAUAUUAAAUGUAUACGUACAAUUUAAGAUUUCAUGUAAUUUGAAGUCAUUUUGUAUGCUGAAAUCUCGAAAUUAGAUUAUUAUCUAGGCUGUAAAUAAUAAAUCACUUACGUAACUUCACAAUAUUGUAAGAUAUAUGUCACAAACUAUGUAUUUCAUAGUAGGCAAUUAAAUAGAUUGUGUUCAACUUAUUAUAAUGUACUUAAUGUUACGGGUACAAAAGAAAUAUUAUCUGUGGUCGAAUCAUUGACAUGUUGACUUAAUUAAUUUUUUUUCCUUUAAAUUUAAUCUGUGGUUUCAUUCACAUGACGUAAUUCUUUAUAUUAUCGAUAAAAGCUCUUAAAUUGUCCCGGAGCAAUACAGAAAUUAAUUCGAUAAAAUAUUACACUUGCUUUAUAAAUUAUGAAUGUCAUUUCAUUGAUAUACUUAUUUUAUAAACGUAAUAGAUUAUGAAAAAAAAUGCACACUUUCUUCACAACGAACAACACUAGACAUUGGUGUAAUAGAAAUAAAUGUAUCAAGGGUACCAGCCUUUA